CUGGUUGCUUAGAGACGCGUUGUAUCCAUGUUGCCGAGGAAGUAGGAAGAAGAUACCCUGAUGUAUAAUCGGCUAAUAUCAUAAAGUUCUGCAUGUUUAGAAGCCUUUUAAACGCGCCACUGAUGAAAUAAGAGAGUUCACGAGCUGUGUUUAAGAUUCGACACGUAUUAUGGUGAAGUUGAGGGCGAGGUGUCUUCUUGUAGGAGACGCAGCAGUGGGGAAAAGUGCCCUAUCCCAUAUGUUCAACAGUGAUGGUACUCUGUUCCAGAAGAACUACAGCAUGACAGCUGGAGUGGAGCUGCUGAUGAAAUGUGUCAACAUCCCAGAGACCAACGACAGCGUGGAGCUCUACAUCAUAGACUCUGCAGGGAAGGAGACGUUAGUGGAAGCCUGCGAGAAGAUGUGGGGCGAGCUGUCGUUGCUGUGCCUGGUCUUUGACCUGACCAGUGAGCAGUCGUUUGCCAACUGCAGCCACUGGAUGGAGAGAGUUCAGGCUCACUGCCAGGGUCGCCUUGUUCCAGGUGUCCUUGUGGGCAACAAGUCAGACCUGUCUGCUCGAAGGGAGGUCCAGGCUUCUGUUGCCCAGGACUGGGCCCAAGGCCAGGGGUUGGAGUACCACGAGACAUCAGCUAAGGAUAAGGAGAACUGCGAUGCACCGCUCCUCAGUUUAGCCCGGGCCUUCCACUCUCUGUACAGAGAACGUCUGGAGACCAUCCAGAACCUCAGUCCAGGCUAGAUCCCUCCAGAGUAACACACACAUUGACUUUCCACUCAUAACUUAAUAAACGCAGGUUUCCAUUCAGAAAAUGUAAUAAGCUGACAUCUGCACAUGUCAGCUGAUCUGAUGAAACUCUGCUCUUUUGUAUCCACCUGGCAGACGACGGCUUGUUCAGGAUGAUAUUUUGAUAUGACCGUGAAUAAAGAUGUUUUUCUAAGAUGA
Notolabrus celidotus (New Zealand spotty) is the source of this 940-nucleotide messenger RNA. RefSeq names its product intraflagellar transport 27 homolog (Chlamydomonas) (gene ift27). The transcript has 7 exons. NCBI's taxonomy places the organism in Eukaryota, Metazoa, Chordata, Actinopteri, Labriformes, Labridae. Gene Ontology annotation, molecular function: GTP binding; GTPase activity. The record is from RefSeq and is a predicted model, not a curated record. The coding region runs from base 170 to 736 and encodes 188 amino acids. Gene Ontology annotation, cellular component: Golgi apparatus.